AACCUAUUUGUUUUAUUCAAAAACAUAUUUUUUAAUUUUAGAAAACCUCUUUAUUGCAAUACCAACUAGGUACUGACACGUUUUGGGAUAAAACAAAUAAUAUCAACACGCGACUUCAACGCGUGUUGAGAGCGUUCGCUUCCUGUGUUGACCGGAAGUAAAAUCGUCGGCUCGCCAGCUGUCAUGGCGGAGAAGAAGAAUGUUUGGGGGAAGCCUUUGCUGUUUUUGUUAAUUUCUCUGAGUUUCCUGCAUUUAUUAAUUUGCCCCUUCACGAAAGUCGAAGAAAGCUUUAAUUUACAGGCGACGCACGACAUUCUGUACCACAGACUUGAUUUUAACAAGUAUGACCAUCAUGAAUUCCCUGGAGUUGUGCCGCGUACUUUUCUCGGACCCCUGUUCCUCUCCACGCUCUGCUCCCCGCUUGUUUCUUUAUCAUCUCUGCUGGAGGCACCUAAGUUCUACACUCAGUAUAUAGUCCGGGCUUCACUGGGCUUUUGCGUGAUCGGCGCUCUGUGGCAUAUGCAGAAAGAAGUGCGGAGGCAGUUUGGCUCCACAGUUGCGUGUCUUUUCUGCCUGACCUGUGCCUCCCAGUUCCACCUCAUGUUCUACAGCACCAGGACACUCCCCAAUGUCUUUGCACUGCCAAUAGUUCUUGUAGCGUUCACAUCUUGGAUGGCUCAGAAACACGGCUGGUUCAUCAGACUCUCCGCUUUGGUCAUCAUCGUGAUCCGGUCUGAGCUCUGCAUCUUGCUGGGCCUCAUGCUGCUGAUGGCGCUGCUGCGCAGGAGGCUGGGGCUGCUGCAGCUGAUUUACUAUGCUGCUCCUGCUGGACUCUUCUCCCUAGCUCUGACGGUGGCUGUCGACACCUUCUUUUGGAGGAAACUUUUGUGGCCUGAGGGGCAGGUGCUGUGGUACAACACCAUUCUUAAUAAAAGCUCCAACUGGGGAACCUCGCCCUUUUUGUGGUAUUUUUACUCCGCCGUGCCUCGGGUCCUGGGCUGCUCGCUGCUCUUCGUGCCUCUCGGCCUCCUGGACAGGCGGGUUAGGCUGCUGCUGCUCCCCACAGUUGGCUUCAUCCUCGUCUAUUCGCUGCUGCCUCAUAAGGAGAUGCGUUUCAUUAUUUACACUUUCCCUGUGCUCAAUUUGGCCGCUGCACGCGGCUGUUCCUUCAUAUUGUGCAACUAUCAGAAAUCCUGGAUGUACAAACUGGGCUCUGCAGUUGUGGUUGGCCAGCUGUUGAUCAACUCAUCAUACACUUUCCUUUGCCUGUAUGUUUCCCAUCACAACUACCCGGGCGGCAAGGGAAUCCAGGAACUACACAGGCUGUUGCCAGCCACAGCAGAUAUCUUUGUUCACAUUGACACCUUUGCUGCUGAAACAGGAGUGUCACGCUUCUUAGAGCAAAACAAAAACUGGAGAUACGACAAAAGAGAAGACAUAAGCAGCACAAGCCCCGAGCUCCAGGUUUACUCACACCUGUUAAUGGAGGCAAACAUCACCAAGAUACAGCAGCUGCACAACACUCAUAAGCCUCUGGUCUACGUCGAAGGUUUCAACAAUAUCGCCUUUAGCACGGCUCACUUCCCACCUGUCAGAGUUCACCUAGCGAGGAAAGCUGUGCUGAUGCAGAGCAAGACUUGGGAGGGCACACCAAGAGAAACAUGAGCUGAAAUAUAAUUUAGAACUAUAAGGUGACCAAAGACGAUUAAAAAUCAUGCUGCUAGGUUGAUAAAAAAAAAAUGUCUUGGUGUCACAUACCAGCACAGAUCGUCUAUAAUCUUCUGCCCCAGCAAACGCAUCCAGCUGUUGUUUACACCAGAGAAUCAUUUAUAUAUUUUGACUUGUAAAUGAAUAAAGCCAAACAGAGAAAAUAAAAGCAUGUUGUUAUCCUUAGAGAGUUCAGGACAUUUUGGAGAGGGGUGGUAUAAACCCAGAGUGGUCGGUGCUGGAGAUUAAAGCUAACGGCUUUAAUUGGUUUGAGGCCAAACCAAAUGUUUGUAGCCUUAAAUAACAUCCUAAAAAUGUAAUUUGCUUUGUGUAAUUGCUAAAAUUGAUAACUCUGCAUUGGAUAAUUGUUUUCACAGGAAUUGCAGGUGGUGCAACAGCAAUAAUCUUCCUGUUUGAAACACUAAAUGGGACCAAAAUAUCUAAGAUUAACCACAUUAUAAAGCAGUGGGUGACCUUGUUUCUUAAUGGCUCACAUAAGCAACCAGAGAGCCGAACGCAGCACAGUCUUUGUCAGUAACGUAACAGGAACUAAACGUUAUCAAGAUUAACAAAUUUUCCUUCUACAAAAAUGUCAAUUGAGCAAUAUCCUAUUUUUGUGAAUUUGUAACCUUAUUUGAAGUUUAAGUAGAAUGAGCUGACAUUUCUUAAGAGUUCAUCUCUAAAUGGAAAUAUUUCUGAAGGUGCUGAUGUAGCUCUGGAAAUCAGGAAUAAAUAAAUAAGUAAAUAAAAAUGCUGCCUUUAAAAUUAGAUUUUUUUUUUUUUUUAAACGGUUACAUUCUUGAAAAUGUCCUGGAAAAAAGCUAACAAAUUUAAGGUAGCAUUUCCUUAAACUCAUUUCACCCUUUUAUACCAGUUAUUGUGAGCUGAAACAUGUUAGAUGCUCAAUGCCAAACUAAACUGGACCUAUGCUAAAUGAAGGCAAGCGUCACCUACUGCAGGUAAAAAGAUACCUGAAAAACUAAAUAAAUAAAAACUCCCUCUAUAAAUCCUGAACUAACCCUUUAAAUCAUUCAAAACUUCACACCAAAGCUAGAAUUAACAAAAAAAGAGAGAAUACUGUUCAAGAAAAACCUUUAUUUACAAAUGACCACAAAAUUUGCAUGUUUCCAGUCUGAAUGCUAAAACGUUUAUCAAAUUAGGUUCAGAGUCAUUUAAUAUAAAAAUGUACAGUACACUGUUAAUCAAUAAUAAACCCAUAAUUUAAUCCCCUGGACAUAAACUUAAAUUGUGCUUAAGAGACAACUGGUGUAUUCCAAAAAACCCACCUUAUUCUGAAAAUACAGCCACAUUAUACAUCAUCUUAUUAAAAACAUUUCAGUGAGUUAAAAAAACAAACAAAAAAAAUAUUUCUAAGUGACAGUACCGUAAGCCUCAAAUUUACAAAGAAAAAUUAAAUAGCAUUAACUUAAAACAUCUUUCAGUCACAGCAUUUGUUUUUGGGCCAAGUUGUCAUUCUGAAAA
This is a messenger RNA of Poecilia latipinna (sailfin molly), 3189 nucleotides long. RefSeq names its product ALG12 alpha-1,6-mannosyltransferase (gene alg12). The coding region runs from base 184 to 1665 and encodes 493 amino acids. Gene Ontology annotation, biological process: protein N-linked glycosylation. The record is from RefSeq and is a predicted model, not a curated record. Gene Ontology annotation, molecular function: alpha-1,6-mannosyltransferase activity. The transcript has 9 exons. NCBI's taxonomy places the organism in Eukaryota, Metazoa, Chordata, Actinopteri, Cyprinodontiformes, Poeciliidae. Gene Ontology annotation, cellular component: endoplasmic reticulum membrane.